AUGGACGCGCGCGAGAUCCGGCAUGUCAUGGGACACUUCGCCACCGGAGUGACCAUCAUCACGACCAAGGACAAGGCGGGAGUCCCCACCGGGAUCACCGCCAAUGCCUUUUCCUCCCUUUCCCUGGAUCCGCCGCUGGUGCUGGUCUGCAUCGACAAGAAGGCCAACUGCUACGACUGCUUCGAGGAUUCCGGUUUGUUUGCCGUCAACCUGCUGGGCGAGCACCAGGAGCACAUCGCCAACCGUUUCGCCACCAAGGGUAUCGAGAAGUUCCAGGACAUCGCGUGGCAUAUGAGCGGCAACGAUAUUCCGCUGUUGGAUGAGACCAUCGGAUACAUCGAGUGCACGGUCGGCCCAGGCUACGACGGCGGCGAUCACACCAUCUAUCUCGGUCAGGUCAUCCACGCGCAAGCGGCGGGCGAACGGCCGCUGCUCUUCUUCAAGGGCAAGUAUCAGCGACUCCGGAAGCGGACUAGGUCAGCUUGGGGUGCCCGUGGGCGCAUGCGAUGGGCACGGGCGGGUUUGAAACCCGCCCCUACACCUCCCUGCGCGGGCACGAGCAGGGUUGAAACCUGCCCCUAA
Molecule: messenger RNA, 582 nt
Organism: Geodia barretti
Lineage: Eukaryota; Metazoa; Porifera; Demospongiae; Tetractinellida; Geodiidae
Source: the annotation of a GenBank genome assembly